AUGCAAAUCAACCAGCUCUACACAUAUCCUAUCAAAUCCCUCCGCGGUGUAUCCCUAUCGAAAGCAACCCUCACCCGAACAGGGUUCCAAUAUGACCGCCGCUUCAUGCUUCUCAAGGUCAUUCCCGGCGAGGAUGGCGCACACACCCUCAAGAACAUGCACGUCCCUGAUUUUCCCGAAAUGGCGCUCUUUACGACGGAAAUCGUCUACCCAAAUGAAGAGAAAGGCGUACCAGGCCGGAUCAUUGUGACGUAUCAUCCUCCGCAGGACAGUUAUCACGAUGACAAAGCGAGGAAAAUGCUAGAGAUACCCUUGCAACCAGAUAUACGAGGCCUACGAGAAUUAAGCAUCGAAAUGCACCAGAGCCCAACGACGGGGUACGACAUGGGCAAUCCGUACAACGAGUGGUUCAGCGAGCGGUUCGGGUACGGCGUUGUACUAGCUUACCUGGGCCCGCAUUCACGGCGGGUCCUGGGAAGUUUCGCGCCGGGGAAGAGUCCCGCUCACGCGCUUGAAACCAAGACCAAGCCGGUGGUUUCGACCAGGUCGCUGGUUGGGCUGGCGGUGUUGACGCUCGUGCUGAAUGGUGUUCGUGUUUCAGUGCCGGUGCAGUCGACAAGGGAGGCGCUGCUGAGGCUUUGGCCCGGUGUUGCUGCGACGGUUGUCGCGGGGUUGCUGUCCUACGUAUUAUUGCGGUGUUCGUCGACGGACAAAGAGGAGGAGUCGAUUACGUUCGCCGAUACGGCGCCCUACCUGCUUACGUCCGAGACGUCGCUGGACGAACUCUCUGCGCGCUUCGCGGGGGACGAGCGCAUGGACAUGACCAAGUUUCGGCCGAAUAUUGUUGUUUCGGGCGCGCCGACGGCCUUUGAGGAGGACUUUUGGGCUGAGUUGAGGGUGGGACAAAGGGGCAGUGCGGCGAGGUUGCUGCUCACGGCGAAUUGCGUACGGUGUCAGAGUAUCAAUGUUGACUAUGCGACUGGGAAAAUGGGGACGGGUGAGGCGGGGAGUGCUCUGAAGAAGUUGAUGAAGGAUCGUAGGGUGGACAAGGGGGCUAAGUUUAGUCCUGUCUUUGGGCGAUAUGUCUUCUUGGACCCCGGAUCGGACAAGGUGAUGGUUCGAGUGGGAGACAAGGUGGAUGUCUUGCGGACGAUGAAAGAGAGGACGGUUUACGGUCAGUCCAGUCUCUUCAAGUUGAUUCUACAUUCAAAUACUGACAGGGUUUAG
Molecule: messenger RNA, 1227 nt
Organism: Aspergillus thermomutatus
Lineage: Eukaryota; Fungi; Ascomycota; Eurotiomycetes; Eurotiales; Aspergillaceae
Product: MOSC domain protein
Exons: 2
Coding region: 1-1227 (408 amino acids)
Molecular function (GO): catalytic activity; molybdenum ion binding; pyridoxal phosphate binding
Source: RefSeq, a predicted model, not a curated record